CAGACCUGUUUUUUUACACGCAGAGAGAAAAUAACCAACCAAUGAACAUGAUUCAAAUGAGUCACGUGAGGGCGGGUGAGGCAUUUACAUUCCAACAUAAAUGCUAUUAGACCGGACUCAUAUGAUAGAGCAAGCGAACAAUGGCAGCUCUAUUGUCCCAAAAGGAGCAGCAAUGCUCGACCAGCACACAGCAUUACAGCACAGAUGGUGGGAGACGUGGUAAUAAUAACUAUCCAGUGACUGAAGAGUCCAUUUCAAAGCGUGUAGCCCUGCUGAUCACUAACAAAACUUUCGAUGGGUAUUCAACCAGACAUGGAGCUGAGAAAGAUGAAUAUGAAAUGCACUGCAUGCUUGCAGAUCUGGGUUACGAUGUGGUGAAAUGUAGGAACUUGACUGUAAAGGAGAUUGAAGAAGCUCUACAAAAGUUCUCAAAACAUCCACAUCUUGUCCACACGGAUAGUGUGUUUGUAGUUAUCAUGUCUCACGGAUCUCUGCAAGGUGUCUGUGGCACUGACUGCAAACCUUUUGAAAUUGAAAACAUUUACAAGAGCCUAAACACACAGAAUUGUCCUGCACUACAUAACAAGCCCAAGGUGAUCAUCAUCCAGGCUUGUAGAGGAGGUCAGGCGGGUUCGGUGGUUUUACAUGAUGAAGUUUUAACCACUGUUGGAAGAGACAUCGAGACAGAUGCUGUGGUACACAAAGAAAAGGACUUCAUCUCUCUUCUGUCCUGCACCCCUAAUACGACUUCAUACAGAGAUGAGUCAUACGGCUCUUAUUUUAUCCAAUAUAUUGUUGAGAUAUUCAAAGAGUUUGCUGAUGUGGAUCCCAUUGAGGAACUGUUCAGAAAAGUCAUGCAGCGCUUCGAGGAAUCGGAGUUUGGUGAAAUUCAGAUGCCAAGCAAAGACAGAUGUACUCUGACCAAGAACUUCUACCUGCUUCCCUACUAAAAGAAGACAAGUCUCAGCAAUGGUAAACGAUGAUUGCAGGUCUACUUUUUAUUGUUUGGGAAAUGGUCUGUUUUUGUACUGUGUGUAUAACAGAGCAGGUUUAGUGAUGAAUGAAAAGCUUCAUAUACUCUCUUCUUUGAAACCAAGAUAAUGAGUGAUAUGUAUAACUGAAAUAUUCUGAAUAUGGAAAUCAAGUCUAAGAGAAUAUUAUGUUUUAUUAUGUAUUUUAUUAAAGCUUUUGUUUAAAUAAAGAAACUUUGAUCUUUUUUCUGGCAAGUGGGCAGAGGAGGUUUAUGAUUCCAGGUUGUUAUUCUUUUCAUUCUCGUACAGAUAAAACUGGUAUAAGUGCAACCUUAUAAUGUACAAGUCUCUCUGUGUAACCUUUCAGCAUUCACCUGUGUUAUGCCAACGGCGAAGCUUUGUUUGUAACUUUGUAUUGUGUUUCAUCUUCAUGGAUAGUAAAUAAUGUUAUUAAAUUGACUAAUAUUUGCAGAUGUGUAAAUAUGAAUGUCUACAUCUGUUUGGCAUGUGUAGUAAACAUGUAAUUCUUUAUUUGCAUUGAGAAUAUUUCUUCUUUGUAUUUUUUGUAGCUAGGAAGGAAAAAGGCCUUCUACUCUACUUUCAGUUUCAGUCAUCAUUCAAUGCUGUCAGUCUCUACAGCACGUUUAGCUGUUUGCCACUUCAUGUAGAGAUUCACAAGCAAGGGACAGAAAAUGUUAUAUUUACUUAACACUUGAUUAUAUCAUGUGCAACCAGCAAGCAGAGCCUGCUGCGUAAAAAGAAAUAAAUUACACCUGAUGGUGUUUUUCCUCACUUGUUUGAGCAUCACAUGCAGCAUGCAUCAUUAGUUAUACUCAUAUAGCUACACAGUCCUCAACACAGUUAUUGAUCCAAAGGGUAGAUUCCUAGUUUUAAAGUAUCUACACUUAACACAAAGCUAUGUAUUGUCAGUAUAUAUGGCCAGUACAUGAGAAACGUUGGUCUUUACGAUGCAUGGCACUCCCUUCACCCCAACAGUAAGGAAUCAGCAGCUCACCUGUGAAAAAAUUUACUUCCUAGGAAGUAAUAUAGUAAUUAGUAAAAGUGUUGUGGAAGGUCUUAAAUAAAACUGCUACUAUUAGUUAAACGUGCCUUUGUCAGGGGUAUUAACUUAGGAACACAUACAGGAACCAGAAAGCAGAACUCUAAUAAGAGCGAAGGAUGCGACACUGAGGAUGUGGACAAGUGUGUGAAGAAUCUGUCUGACGGACAGCUCACCCAAACAGAGAAAAACAUCCUUGCUAAAGGAUUUAAUUUUGCUGUCACACCGAGACAAAUCCCGCCAGUGGAGCUGAUCACAGCCACAGAAACAGCAAUUUGAAACAAUCUCAAACGCACCGAUGUAGGUAGGAGUGAGUUUCUUGGACUCUGCUCUGUGGGGAACGAAACGUGUGGAGGGCCAUACCUUCUAACCCAAAGCAUAUUCGGAUGCUGGAAUCGGUUUGCGAUCUGCAAUGCGCUUGUUGUGGUCCUUGGUGCACAGCAGGGCAGCCUGGGUAGCCUGCCGCACCCACCGACACCUGUGCAGGUGAGCUUGGACUGAGGGCAUGCAAUGCUCACCCUCAACUGUGGGAAACAAGGAAGGCUGAAAUCCCAGGGAGACCCCAAAGGGGGAUCGGCACGUGGCGGAGGC
This is a messenger RNA of Haplochromis burtoni (Burton's mouthbrooder), 2622 nucleotides long. RefSeq names its product caspase a. The coding region runs from base 141 to 950 and encodes 269 amino acids. Gene Ontology annotation, biological process: proteolysis. The record is from RefSeq and is a predicted model, not a curated record. The transcript is spliced from 7 exons. Gene Ontology annotation, molecular function: cysteine-type endopeptidase activity. NCBI's taxonomy places the organism in Eukaryota, Metazoa, Chordata, Actinopteri, Cichliformes, Cichlidae.